AUGAACAGCUGUCAGUCGCCGAAAUCACCAACAUGUUGUUUCGAACCGCAUAAUCAGAUGGUAAAAUGCGAUCCACGACACGGCAAAUACAUGGCUGUGUGCCUUUUGUUCCGUGGUGACGUGGUGCCCAAGGAUGUUAACGCUGCCAUUGCCACCAUCAAGACGAAACGUUCUAUUCAGUUCGUCGACUGGUGUCCAACUGGUUUCAAGGUAGGAAUCAAUUAUCAACCGCCGACGGUUGUGCCAGGUGGCGAUCUUGCCAAGGUACCACGUGCUGUCUGUAUGCUGUCGAAUACUACCUCCAUCGCUGAGGCUUGGGCCAGACUCGAUCACAAAUUCGAUUUAAUGUACGCUAAAAGAGCGUUCGUGCAUUGGUAUGUGGGUGAAGGUAUGGAAGAGGGAGAAUUCUCGGAAGCACGUGAAGAUCUAGCAGCUCUGGAGAAAGACUACGAAGAGGUUGGCGUCGAUUCACUCGAAGACAACGGUGAGGAAGGCGACGAGUACUAA
Messenger RNA from Cooperia oncophora, 507 nucleotides. The record is from the annotation of a GenBank genome assembly. Lineage: Eukaryota; Metazoa; Nematoda; Chromadorea; Rhabditida; Trichostrongylidae.